AUGUUUCGAGCCCUCUUAGGGGCCGCCGUUCAUGGUGGCAUGCUCGCGGGCCUCAUCUGGCCGAUGCAAGCCACUGGACAGGAUUUCGCGGUCCCAUCUGGAUGGAAGAAGACGAACAUCACACUCACCCAUGCUCAACGUCUGAAUUACUCGGAGAACGCUGCACGAGAACUCCGAGCAAAUAUCAAUGACAACACUGGUUAUCCAAAGGACGCUCCGCUGUACGGUCUAAGAACGAUAUCGAACAUGCUCAUCGUGCUUGCUUCACAAGAUUGGCGUAGUGGCGACGUAUCCUCAAGGUCGACGGUUAUGAACACCUUGGAUCUGUACGAGAACAAUAGCACAGCCUUGGACGGAAGGGGACAAAACCUUGACACGUGUGUAUUUGGAUUGGCGGAGAUUGCGGCUUACGACGCAUAUGGGAAGAACGAGUCUCGUCUCGAGAUAGCCAAGAGAAACUUCGACAUCGUGUACACAGACUUCAUCACUACCUCGGAUGCCCAGAAUGGAGUUUACACCCGUGCACUGAGCACAACUUGCGGCUCUAAUCUUGGAGGCUUGCUCUUCUUCAAUCACGGCACCACCAACACGGACGUCUUCGCGGUCGGGAUUGGAGCAUGGAUCGCAUUAGCUGCCCGUCUGUACGAGAUCACCGGUAACGGAACUUACCUAGAUGCUGCGGAGCAAUCCAUCCAAUUCAUGGCAUCCACUCACAUGAUCGACACAAGCAACACGUCUGCUCUCAUCACUGACGUGGUCAACGCGUCCACUUGCGCAUUUGGGACUGCGACUCCGCCCGGUACUGCCAAUCCGGACGAUGUCGGGUUUCUCCUUGAAGGGCUCAGCAUAUUGGCGAACGUGACGAACGGCACUUCGGGCGAUGGCUUUGCACAGAUGUUGUACGAGCUGGUCCCUGCGAUUGUGACCUAUCAGCCCGCGAGUUGGGACAACACUACUACGGGAAUACUGACUAAAGACACAGACCCACAAGCACCCUACUGCUCGAAAGGUAUCUACAUACGCGGACUCUUGGAAGCCAGGCUACGGAACCCUUCGAACGAUACCCUGGUCUCCCUCAUUGAUGAAUACCUCGCGAUCCAGUUCAAUGCCGUUAUAACAACGGCUUACAACCCCGGCGAUGUCUAUUCCAAAUCCUGGUACCAGGUCAACGAAGACGACACUACGUACAAUACGGUGGCACAAGUUGACGCCUUGGACGUCUUGAACGCUGCAACUGCCAUCUCCCCGGCUUCAACGGAUACGGCGCCACCGAACGGGCACUCUUCAAUCGGUACGAUCAUCGGCGCUACAGUCGGCGGGACCGCGGCCGUCGCGAUUCUCGCUAUAGUCGUCUUUAUCCACAUGCGUCGCCGGAGGCGCGCUCGCGAGAUGCCUCUGCGUGAUGAUAGGAUCGACACCUCGGAGAAACUCCCCGCUGCGCGCGAAGGCGCGUAUCUCACAGAGCCAUUCCUGCUCUCGGCACCUGAUACAGUCGAGCGAGCAACGUUACACCCGGAGAAGAACGGCCUUCGGCAGCGCGCAGCACUCUUGAAUCACUACUCCGAUCCUGGCGCAGACAGUCCUCACAGCCCAUCAAGAGCAUCUCCUGACCAUGCCGCCCACCUCAUCUCAGAAGGCUCACAUCCCGCGCCUGCUGUAGAGGAGAGCCACGCCCUGAGCGAUAUGGAGAGGAGAUUGGAGAGUAGGCUCUUUGCAAACUUGAUGCAUUCGUUCACUAUCCGCGGCGAGACUGAGAGUGAUCCGCCAGAAUAUGGACAGUGA
Molecule: messenger RNA, 1782 nt
Organism: Peniophora sp. CBMAI 1063
Lineage: Eukaryota; Fungi; Basidiomycota; Agaricomycetes; Russulales; Peniophoraceae
Source: the annotation of a GenBank genome assembly